Messenger RNA from Trachemys scripta elegans, 16809 nucleotides. It is a transcript of the gene KMT2D, whose product is annotated as lysine methyltransferase 2D. Gene Ontology annotation, biological process: positive regulation of transcription by RNA polymerase II. Gene Ontology annotation, molecular function: histone H3K4 methyltransferase activity; transcription coactivator activity; histone binding. NCBI's taxonomy places the organism in Eukaryota, Metazoa, Chordata, Testudines, Emydidae. The transcript has 55 exons. The coding region runs from base 133 to 15177 and encodes 5014 amino acids. The record is from RefSeq and is a predicted model, not a curated record. Gene Ontology annotation, cellular component: nucleus; MLL3/4 complex.
CUUGUGUUGUUUUUUGUUUCAUUCUUUGCUGGACGAUGUUCCCGGCGGCCGCCCGGCGCUGGACGGGGCCGGGGGCGGGUUUCUGGACGGCCUUGUGAAGCGGUCUCUCUGGGAGGGACGGCAGGAGACGGGAUGGAUGAUCGGAAACCGCCCAGCCAGGCCAAAGACUGUGAGGUGCCAGCCGACGGGGUUGCAUCUUUGGAAGAGCGGGGUGGCGUGGAAGGAGACCCCCUGAAGCCGCCGGAAGGGGCCCCCACUGCCCAGGAGCCGGAAGCCAAGGAGCCGCCCCAGGCCUGCAGCGCCCUGCCCAGGCGUUGCGCCCUCUGCAACUGCGGCGAGUGGCGCCUGCAUGGGCAGGGGAAGCUCCAGCGUUUCGAGCCGGCGCCCGACUGGACUGAGCGUCUCUCCGGGCUGCCGGCCGGGAGGGGUCCUGGCGAGAGUCUGGCCCCUGGGGACGACCUGUCCCUGAUCGGCUUCGCGGAGGGGGUGUCGCCAGGAGAGCUCUUCGAGCCAACAGGGCACUGCUGGGCCCACCACUGGUGUGCUGCCUGGUCGGCGGGGGUGCAGCGGCAGGCCGGAGCCGGGCUGAGCGACGUGGACAAAGCUGUUUUCUCAGGGAUCUCGCAGAAAUGUGAACACUGUCAGAGGAUGGGUGCUACCAUUCAGUGCCACUCGGAGGGGUGUCUGCGGCACUACCACUUCCCGUGCGCGGCGGCCAGCGGCUCCUUCCAGUCCAUGAAAACCCUCUGGCUCCUGUGCCCGGAGCACGUGACCGAGGCAGUGCAGAUGGAGGACUCGCGAUGCAUGGUUUGCGACGGGCCGGGGGACCUGCGCGACCUGCUCUUCUGCACCAGCUGCGGGCUGCACUACCACGGCACCUGCCUGGACGUCCCCGUCACGCCACGCAAGCGCUCUGGCUGGCAGUGUCCCGAGUGCAAAGUCUGCCAAACAUGCAGACAGCCCGGCGCGGACUCCAUGAUGCUGGUGUGUGAGGCCUGUGACAAGGGCUACCACACGUUCUGCUUGAAGCCGGCCAUCGAGAGCCUUCCCACGGACUCCUGGAAGUGCAAGAACUGCCGGGUGUGCUCUGACUGUGGGUCACGGCCAGCGGCGCUCGACCCCGGGUGCCACUGGUAUGAGAACUACUCGGUGUGUGAAGGGUGUCAGCGGCACCGGAAUGCGGCGGGAGGCACCGAUGCCGCGCGGCGCUGCCAGAGCUGCCAGAAGCCCUUGCCCCCGGAUGGCAGCGACAUGGCAGGGGGUUCCACCUGCCUGGCGUGUCAAGGGCAGCAGAAGCACCCGCAGCCGGACGGGGCCGUGCCCCAGGAAGAGAUGCCUGCGGAGUGUGAAGCCAAACCACUAGGUCCCGCUCCAGAGGCAGAGGAGCUGGAAGAGGAGCCAGGCCCGGCAGCACCUGCCAAGGACGAGGCAACAGAGCCGAUACCCCCCGAGACGGCCCCUGAACCACCAGCCCCGCCCCCAGCCCCCCCAGACCCCCCCGUUGCCACAUCGCCCGCCUGCCCCGAGGAGCGGCCACCGGAUGCCAAAGAGGAACCGGCCCCCGAGCAGCCAGCGGGGCCCCCUGCCAUCACUGCGGCCCUGCUGGAGCCUGCGGGCAGCCCCCAGCCCCCCAUGGAGAAGGCACCUGCUGCCGCCUCCCCACCCCGGACAGAGACGCCCCCCGCAGCUCCCCUGCCGGGCUCCCCUGCUCCCCAGCUGGGCCCCCCGCAGCCCAGGGAAGCGAUGGAGUGUGGGGAGGAGGAGGGGAUGGACACGGCAGGGGGCGAGGCGGGGUCCCUGGCCAGCCCUGCGGAGGAUGGCGCCCAGCCCACCCCAGCUGUGGCCCUGGGGCCGUUCCCAGGCUUGGCGGGGGAGGAAGAGGAGGAGACUGCUGCUGGGCUGGAGCAGGCAGGGGCCGGGGGGAGGGGCUCUCCCCCACUGAGUGAGGACGGGCUGGAGGAGAGCCGGGGCCGGGGGGACCCUGAGUCCAGCCAGACCCCGGUCAGCUUCACCAGCGAGCCUAAGGGGUCCCCCAUGCUGCUGGAGCCCGAGGAGCUGGGCCCAGCCACCCCAAUGGAGGUGUAUGGGACGGGCGGGAAGCUGCUGGAGCGUGGGGACGAAGUGGGCCCCGAGCCCCCCAUCCUGCGGCCCCGUCCCACCCUCAUCAAAUCAGACAUCGUCAACGAGAUCUCCAACCUGAGCCAGGGCGACACCAGGAGCAGCUUCCCCGGCUCGGAGCCCCUGCUGGGCUCUCCGGACCCCGAGGGCGGGGGCUCGCUCUCCAUGGAGCUGGGCAUGACCUCCACUGACAGCCUGCAGAAGGACGACGCCGGCUCCCUGCCCCACUGCACCGACUCGCUGGCUGAGACGGACGACUCGCUGCUCUUCGAGCCAGGCGCUGGGGCCAAGGGCGAGGGGGAGAAGGGGCGUCGGCGCAGCUCGCCGGGGCGCUCCCGCGUCAAACAGGGUCGCAGCAGCAGCUUCCCGGGGAGGAGGCGCCCCCGAGGCGGGACCCAGGGGGGCCGGGGCCGGGGCCGAGCUCGGCUGAAGUCGACCACCUCGUCCAUUGAGACCCUCGCGCUAGCGGAUAUCGACAGCUCCCCCAGCAAGGAGGAUGACGAGGAGGAGGAUGACACCAUGCAGAACACCGUGGUGCUUUUCUCCAACACGGACAAGUUCGUCCUCAUGCAGGACAUGUGCGUGGUGUGCGGCAGCUUCGGGCGCGGGGCUGAGGGGCACCUGCUGGCCUGUUCCCAGUGCUCCCAGUGCUACCACCCCUACUGCGUCAACAGCAAGAUCACCAAGGUGAUGCUGCUGAAGGGCUGGCGCUGCGUGGAGUGCAUCGUCUGCGAGGUGUGCGGAAAGGCCUCGGACCCCUCGCGCCUGUUGCUUUGCGACGACUGCGACAUCAGCUACCACACCUACUGCCUGGACCCGCCGCUGCACACGGUGCCCAAGGGCGGCUGGAAGUGCAAGUGGUGCGUGUGCUGCGUGCAGUGCGGGGCGGGUUCCCCUGGAUUCCACUGUGAGUGGCAGAACAACUACACGCACUGCGCCCCCUGCGCCAGCCUUGUCACCUGCCCCGUCUGCCGGGUGAAGUACGUGGAGGACGACCUGCUCAUCCAGUGCAGGCACUGCGACCGGUGGCUCCAUGCUGUGUGCAACAAUCUCUUCACGGAGGAGGAGGUGGAACAGGCAGCAGACGAGGGCUUCGACUGCAGCUCCUGCCAGCCCUACGUGGUCAAGCCAGUCGUUCCAGUCGCCCCCCCAGAGAUUAUCCCAGUGAAGAUCAAGGAGCCGGAGCCCCAGUAUUUCCGCUUCGAAGGCGUGUGGCUGACGGAGACGGGCAUGGCCGUGCUGCGCAACCUGUCCAUGUCCCCCCUGCACAAGCGCAGGCAGCGCAAGACCCGGCUGGGCACCCUGAAUGGGGAGGGGGGCCUGGAGGGGGGUGACCCUCUGGGCACGGACGAGAAGAAGGACGGGGAUCUGGACGGGGACGACCUGCUGAAGGGUGAAGUGGGCGUGGAGCACAUGGAGUGUGAGAUCAAGCUGGAAGCUGCCGCCAGCCCCGACCGGGACGGAGGGGCCGACGUGGACUCGGGGAAGGGGCUGGAGGAUUCGGAGGAGUGCAAGAAGAGGAAGCGGAAGCCCUACCGCCCCGGGAUCGGUGGGUUCAUGGUGCGGCAGCGGAAGUCCCAUACGCGGCUGAAGAAGGGCUCGGCAGCACUGGUGGAGGCAUGUCGCGAGGUGCUGAGCGCCGAGGGGCACCCGGAGGACGGGGCGCCGGCGGAGAUCCCAGCGGAGGGCGCCACGGAGCAGGGCGCCACGGAGGGGGACGAGAAGAAGAAACGCCGAGGCAGGAAGAAGAGCAAGUUGGAGGAUAUGUUCCCUGCCUACCUCCAGGAAGCGUUCUUCGGGAAGGCGCUCAUGGACCUGAGCCGGAAGGCCCUGCUGGCCGCAGGGGGUGUGGGGGAUGGAGCUGCCUGCCCCCCCUUUGGCCAGGGUGCUCCCAGACCCAGGGUGGACCCUGGGGUGCCCGGAACACUCCAGAGGGUGCCUGGAGAUGGGAAGGAGACCCCUGCCCAUCUGAAAGGGGACGACAGCAUGGACAGCAGCGCCCUGGUGGCCCAAGAGGAGGACCCGAAAGGGGCGGAAGCGAAGGCUGAGGACCCAGGGGCAGAGGAGCCAAAAGGUUCUCCGGAUCCUGGGGACAGUGAGAAGCCGGCGACGCCCGGCGAGGGUGCCCUGAGCUCCGACCUUGACAAGAUCCCCACAGAAGAAUUGCCCAAGAUGGAGAGCAAAGACAUCCAGCAGCUCUUCAAGGAUGUGCUGGGCUCUGCCGAGCGGGAGCAGCAACUGAACUGCGUGGCGGCAGGGAUGGAGGCCGGCAUGGGAGGGCGAGACCCCAACCGAGCGCAGCUCUCCCAGAGGCCCUUCCUGCAAGGGAGUGUUUCUCUGGGCUCGCUCUCCUCCGCUGUCCCCAUGGAGUCCUACUCAGGAGUCUGCCAGUCCCCGUUCCUCGAUAACAGGGAGAGAAGCGGCUUCUUCAGCCCAGACCACUGCGAGCCCGAGAGCCCCUGGGCCAGCAGCUCGGCUGCCACCACCCCCUCCACGCCCACCACCCCGACCACGGAGGGUGAGGGGGAUGGGCUCUCCUACAACCAGCGGAGCCUACAGCGCUGGGAGAAGGACGAGGAGCUGGGCGAACUGUCCACCAUCUCACCCGUCCUCUAUGCCAACAUGAACUUCCCCAGCCUCAAGCAGGAUUACCCAGACUGGUCCAGCCGCUGCAAACAGAUCAUGAAGCUCUGGAGAAAGGUCCCAGCCCCGGACAAAGCCCCCUACUUGCAAAAGGCCAAAGAUAACCGGGCGGCUCAUCGCAUCAACAAGGUGCAGAAGCAGGCCGAGAGCCAGAUCAACAAGCAGACCAAAGGGGAGGUGCUGCGCAAGCCUGAGAGACCCUCACUGCACCUGAGGAUCCCGCCCCAGCCGGGGGCGCUGCCGGGUGCUGCGGGGCAGCCCGUCUACAUCAACAGCCCGGUGGCCCUGCCCGGCUCCGCAGACGGGUUCCUGAAGUCCCCUGCUGGCGCCGAAGCAGCAGCUGAGUCCAGCGAGGUCUUCCUCAAGCUUCCUUCCCAGUCCCCAGCCCAAGUGCCUUCGCACGACCCCUACAGCUACCCGCUGGAGCCCCGCUUCCCCUCGCCCCUGGGUCAGAGCCCCACAGCCGGAGCUGCCUUCCAGCCCUUCCCCACACAACAGCAGCAGCUCCUGCCCACUCCCCGGCCGGCCCUGGGCCCCCAGCCUCCAGAGUUCCACCCCACCUCCCCCGGGACUCCCCGGCACCAGCCCUCCACCCCAGACCCCUUCCUGAAACCACGCUGCCUCAGUGGCUCUCUGGACAACCUGUCAGUGCCAGGGAGCCCCGGGGCCAGGCCCCCCGAGCCCCUGCUCUCGCCCCCUCCCUUUGGGGAGCAGAAGAGGAGCCUGGAGGCUGGGGGGCUGCAGGUGAAGAAGGAGGAAGGGGGCCCGGGAGUGUGUUCUCCUGGCUACAUGGCCGCCAUGGGCUACGCCGACUCCCCGUCCCACCUCUCCUCCGCCGAGCUGAAGGCAGCCGACGUGUUCAAAGCCCCCCUGACCCCACGGGUCUCUCAGGUAGAGCCACAGAGCCCAGGGCUGGCGCAUCCCCACCCCCAGGCUCUGGCCCCCUCACCUCCCAGCCACCCCGACCUCUACAGGCAGUCGCCCUCCGUGUCCUGCUACUCGGACCCCUAUGCCCAGCCUCCCCUGACGCCCCGGCCACAGCCCCCCGACAGCUGCUGCGCCCUGCCCCCCAGGUCCUUGCCUUCCGACCCCUUCUCCCGCGUCCCCGCCAGCCCGCAGUCCCAGUCUAGCUCCCAGUCCCCUCUUACCCCCCGGCCGCUCUCCAAUGAGGCUUGCUGCCAGUCACCCGUCACCCCUCGCUUCCAGUCACCCGACCCCUACUCCAGACCCCCCUCGCGCCCCCAGUCCCGGGACCCUUUUGCCCCCCUGCACAAGCCCCCACGGCCCCAAAUGCCCGACUCCGGCUUCAAAUCGAUCCCAAUCUCCCACAAUCCCCCAGCUGGCGGUGGCUUCCCUCCGGCCCAGCCCAGUGACCCUCACUCCAAGGGGCCGGGGAGCCAGCAGCCCCCCUUCGCCCGCUCCCCUGGAGCCAGCGUCUUCGCUGGCACCCAGGCCCAGAUGCGGUUCACCUUCCCCUCAGCUGUCUCGGAGCCCCUCAAGGGUUCCCCCUCCCACCAACCCCACGGGAUGAACAGCCAUUUUGCCUCUAGCCAGCCCAUGGGCAAGCCCCAAAGCGCCAACUAUGCCUCCUCGCCCGGCUUCCACCAGGCCGGUAGCCCCCUGGGGCCUGGCAACUGCCCUGCUGAGACCUACAGCCUCUCUCCCCUGCGGCCCCCCUCGGUGCUGCCGCAGCAGCCCCCCCACCCCCAGCAGCAGCAGGACGGCUCCCUGACCUACCUGCCCCGAGCCGGGAUGGCACCGCCAGCUGACAAGCGGGACGAGGUGGUGUCGGGGAUCUCUGCUCUCCCCAGCCGGGAGCUGCCCGAACUGCCAGUCAGCCAGGAGGGCGCCGUCAGCAGCAUCAGCCAGUCGGAGCUGGAGAAGCAGAGGCAGCGCCAGAGACUCCGCGAGCUCCUCAUCCGCCAGCAAAUCCAGAGGAACAAUCUGCGGCAGGAGAAGGAGAGCGCGGCCGCCGCCACCAGCUCCUCCCCGGCAGCGUGGAGUGCCGAAGCCAGCAGCCAGGCCUUCGAGCAGCUCCGGGGCCUGGCACCCUACCAGCCAGCACAGGACAAGAGCGCCCUUGGGAAUCUGCCCGCAGCCCCCGGCAGCAGCAAACUCUCCGGGCCAGCCAUGGUGCCCGCGGCCUUCGCACCGGACGAACGGCUUUCCCGCCCGCCUCCCGCUGCCACACCCUCCGCCAUGGACCUCAAUGGCAGGCCGUCGGUGGGAGCCCCCCAGACCUUCUUCCCACGUGGCAUGUUCCAGGGGCCCUCACCACAGCAGCAACAGAUGUGGCAGCAGCAGCAGGCGGCGGCCGUGCGGCUCCCCGGCCCCGCCCGCUUCCAGCAGCCGCCUGGCCAUGAGCUCAGCCGGCCGGCGCUGGGGGGCCUGGCUGGGCGCAUGACGGGCCCUGCCGAGCAGAUCCCGUCCUCGCCCGGCGCCGUGGGGGCCCAAUUCAUUGAGCUGCGGCACAACGCCCAGAAGGGGGCAGCCGGGGGCAUGGGCUCCCCCUUUGCCCAGCAGGGCCCCCCAGCCAGACCACGCUUCUUCCUGCCCGGCGACGAGAGCUCCAGCCAGGCCCUGCGUGCCUCCGUCAUGCCUCUGCCAGCCCCAGUCCUGCAGCCCCAGAAGCUGCCGGCCCCUCUGCCGCCCUCCGCUACUUCCCCGCAGGGGGCUGAGCGGAGCCACCAGCCUCCCCCCAAAAGCGGCCCUCCGGUGCCCCCGCCUCCCAGCGGCCUGGAACUGCAGCAUGGCCCACCCCGCCCUCUGUCAUCCUCCGGCUCCGGCCUGCGUCCCGAUGGCCCCAAGGACAGCCCCGCCAUGGAGCCCCCGCUGGCUCCGGUCCCGGCUCCAGUUCCCAGCAAGAGCCACUUGGCGCUGGAGGGUGGGCGGCUCCCGUGCGAGGUGCCGGUGGAGCCUGACCUGGACGACGACUUCGACUCCCACAAGGACCUGGAGGACGACGACCUGGCCAACCUGAGCCUGGACCCGGACGUGGCCAAGGGGGACGACGACCUGGGCAACCUGGACAACCUGGAGACCAACGACCCCCACCUGGACGAUCUGCUGAACGGCGAUGAGUUCGACCUGCUGGCCUACACCGACCCCGAACUGGACACAGGCGACAAGAAGGACAUCUUCAACGAGCACCUGCGCCUGGUGGAGUCAGCCAACGAGAAGGCCGAGCGCGAGGCCCUGCUCAAGAGGGAGCCGGCUGGGCCCUGCCCCAAGGGCCCCGGGGAGCCCAAGGAGCUGGCACCCCCCAGGGAGGGGCUGCCGCCCACCCCCUGCCCCUCCAGCACGGCACCGGCUCCCCACCCAACCUUCAAGGCCCAGGCCAGCAUCCUGGAAGCCAAGCCGGCCUCCCUGCCGUCCAGCAUCCAGCCCAAGCUGGAGGAAGGCUGCCUGAAGACAUCCCCCUGUCAGUUCAACACUGGCGCCUCUGACCGCCUCCCAGUCCCCGUCAAGUCAGAGGCCCUCCAGGGGGCCGAGAAAAUGGCUGCCUCCCUAGGCCUGACCCUCAAGUCUGGCCAGAACCUGCUGAGUGCUGGAGCGGGGCCCGUGCGGCUCGGCACAGCCCCCUUCCCUAACAACGGCCAAGCUGCCACCUCGGGCUCAGACAAGGGCCCCUACGCCGCCCCGGGGCGCGGGCUGGCACCCGGCCAGAGCCCUGCCCUGCUGGAGCUGGGUGGAGGGGCCUUGGGCCUGGCCAACGCCCAGCACUCGCAGGCUGACGACCUGGAGAAGAUGGAGAGCUCCCUGGUGGCCAGCGAGCUGCCCCUGCUCAUCGAGGACCUGCUGGAGCACGAGAAGAAGGAGCUGCAGAAGAAGCAGCAGAUGUCGGCCCACCUGCCGGGGGGUGCCCAGCACCUCCAGACUGUGCAGCAGCAGCACUCCGUACUGGCUCACCCUGCAGGGCCGGCCCAGCCCCCAGACGGGCAGGCUCCCCGCCUGGUGGGGCCCCAGCAACAGCUGCAGCUGGGCCUCAUCGCCAGGCAGCAGAACCUGGUGCCCACCCAACAGCUAAUGACUCAGCAGCAGCGGGUGGUGGGACCCCAGCAGGGCCAGGUGCUGGCCCCACACAUGGCGAUGGCGCAGCCCCAGCCCCACGUCCUCGCGGCCCAGCACGGCGUCCAGCCGGCGCUGACCCCACAGCCGAACCAGCAGCUGGUGCAGAAGAUACCUGGGGUGCAGCCGACCCCCAUGGGCAUGAAACCCCAGCAGCUCGUCAUGCAGCAGCAACAGCAGCAAUUGGCCAACAGCUUCUUCCCCGACACAGACCUGGAUAAGUUUGCGGCCGAGGACAUCAUGGACCCCAUCGCCAAGGCGAAGAUGGUGGCACUGAAGGGCAUCAAGAAGGUGAUGGCUCAGGGAAGCAUUGGGGUGGCCCCUGGGAUGAACAGGCAACAGGUGUCCCUGCUGGCUCAGCGGCUCUCGGGGGCCACGGCCGCGGCCGAAAUGCAGAACCACGUCCCAGCUGGGAGCGGACAGGAGCGAAGUGGCAGCGACCCAUCUCAGACCCGCCCCAACCCACCCACCUUCGCUCAGGGCAUCAUCAACGAGGCCGACCAGCGGCAGUACGAGGAGUGGCUCUUCCACACCCAGCAGCUCCUGCAGAUGCAGCUGAAGGUGCUGGAGGAGCAGAUCGGCGUGCACCGCAAGUCCCGCAAGGCCCUGUGCGCCAAGCAGCGCACGGCCAAGAAGGCCGGUCGCGAGUUCCCCGAGGCCGACGCCGAGAAGCUCAAGCUGGUGACGGAGCAGCAGAGCAAGAUCCAGAAGCAGCUGGACCAGGUGUCGCAGCAGCAGCAAAGCAUGCUGGGACAGGUGUCGCAACAGCAGCAAAGCAUGCUGGGACAGGUGUCGCAGCCCCCUGCUCCCCAGCAGGGCAGUGGGGGGCAGCCCAUGGUUCCGAAGCAGCAGGGGAUCCUGGUCCAGCCGCUCUCGCCGCAGCCGGGGAUGAUGGGGCACUCCCAGGUGUCCAUGCUGCAGCAUCAGGGCGUCGCGGGCCACCAGACCCCCCCGAGGCAGGUGCUGUUAGCCCCCCACCAGCAGAGGGUGCUGGGCUCGCCGCAGCUGGUGCAGCAAACUCACGGCCUCAUGGGCCACCGGCUGAUUUUAUCGCCAGCGCAGCAGCAGCAGGCGGGACUUCUGGGCCAGUCACGGACGUUGCUGACCCAGCAGCAGCAGCAGAGCUCUCUAGCACAGCAUCCGGCCCUGCUGGGGCAGGGGCAGGGGCAGGCCGCCCAGCCGGGCCUCCUGGGGCAGGGGCAAGGGCAGGGGCAGGCCGCCCAGCAGCAGAUCCAGCACUUUCCACAGCAUGGGGCCCUGGGCCAGUCCCCCUCCAUGCUGCACUUGAGUCAGGGAGCUCAGCCAGCCCCGCAGGGCACGGCCGCCAAGGAGCAGCAGGGAGGGGCAGAGAGCGCUGUGCUGCCCCCAGAGGGUGCCGAGGGCAGGGGGCAGCAUCCGGUUCAGCUGUCGGCCGCUGUGGGUGGGCCGGGCAGCCAGGACCUCGGGGGGCAGCCGCACAUGGGCCCUCAGGAGCAGCCGGGCAUUCAGAACCUCAAUCCCCUGGCACUGCCCAGCCAGGAGCAGCUGGUGCCCCCGGGCGGAGAGCAGCAGCCGCAGAAACACCAGCCCGAGCCGGGGCAGCAGCAGCAGCCCCGCUCGCUGCCCUCCCCGCAGCAGACCAUGGCGAGCUCCCUGCAGCGAAUGCAGGGGGGCCUGCAGCAAGGCAACCUGCUUCAUCCACCGCUGCAGAACAGCGCGGGGCUGGCGCAGCUGGGGGGCACCAUGAGGCCAGAGCAGCCGCACUCGGACCCUGCCCAGGGGCCUCGCUUGCUGGCCCCGCCGAGCUCAGGGGCAGAACCGCAACAGCAGCCCGGGAGCAUGACGAGCCAGGGGCAAAGCAUCAUGGUCCAGCUGCCGCCGCCGCAAAGGAUUGUGGGCCAGCCGCCAGCACAAAGCGUAGACCAGCAAGCGAAAGGGCUGGCGGGCCAGCGGCUGCCGAGCCCAGCGGGGCAGCACAAGGCCGGGCUGGUGGGGCAGCCGCAGCAGAGCAUGCUGGUCCCGCAGGUGUCCCAUGCACAGAGCAUCCUGAGCCAGGUGUCCGCUCCCGUGAUGGGCCAAAUCCGAGCGCAGCUGCAAGGCGUCAUCUCCAAAAACCCGCAGCUGCGGCACCUCACCCCGCAGCAGCAGCAGCAGCUCCAGGCCUUCCUGGUGCAACGCCACCAGCAGACCCUGCUGCAUCAGAGCCAGGCGCUGAGACAGGCCAGCCCCUUCCCGGGGCAGGCCCAGGCAUCCGUCGAGCAGGGGCCGCCCCCGCCCUCAGCCCUGCAGGCCUCCAUGGUGCGCCAGCAACCGAGGCAGCCGGGGACAGUGUUCCAGGUCCGGCCAGCCGGCCCCUCCGUUGCUGCCGAGCAGAUGCAGCCAGGGUUUGUCAUGGAGCAGGCGUCCGCCGGCCAGCAGAGAGUGCCGCUGAGUGCCCCCCAGCAGCCGCUGGCGGAGCUGGUGCACACGGCGCUGGCGGGACGGAGUCCCCAGCAGGGGGUGCUCAGACUCUCUGCCCCACCAGCAGCUGCCCCGGUCCAGCCGCCCAUGAGCAUGGUGAGCCUGGGCUCUGUGCAGCAGCACCCCCGCCCCAGCCGGGAACAGAGCCCCCAAGAGCCAAAGGAAGCCUCCCCGCCCACCCUGGUCAGGCCGCCUAGUGUGGCACAGAGCCCCGGGGCACAGCCCGAGCACAGGCUGACGCCCACCCAGAACAGCCUCCUGGCGGAGCCGGUGCCCACGGUCCCAAAGCUUCCCCCCAGCCAAACAGGGGAGGAGUCCUUUGCCAGGACCCCUGGCCACUGGGAGCCGGCAGCACAGGGUCCCCACUCCUCUCCCAGCAUGGAGCCCACGGAUGGAUCGAGAAAGCCACCGGCCGGGAGUCAAGUCAACGGGCAGGGGGUAGAAAGGCCAGGCCCACAGGCCUCUCCCCUGCCAGCCCAGGCCCCCGGGGUCUGCAUCAAGCAGGAGCCCAAGGAGGAGACGGCGCAGUGCGUGCUGGGCGGGGGCCAGGCUGUGAAACGCGAGGCCAACGGGGAUCCGGCGCCCGCCCCGGCCAACAAUCUACUGAUGGGCAGCCAGCUGCUGGCGGGCGCCAGGUCUGAGGCCGGGCACCUGCUGCUGCAGAAGCUGCUGCGGGCCAAGAACGUGCAGCUGGCGUCGCAGCGCUCCGCCGAGGGGCUGCGCGCCGAGGUCAACGGGCACAGCGAGGGCAAGCUCUCGGGGCUGGAGCAGAGGCUGCAGGCAGCUCCCCCUGGCCGAGAGGAUCCCUCCGCCAGCAAGAAGCCUCCGGCCCCGAAGCCCAAACGGGCGCAGAAGAGCGGGGAGCGGGUGGCCGCCUCCCGCAAGAAGCUGCGCAAGGAGGAUGGGCUCAAAUCCAGCGAGGCCCUAAUGAAGCAGCUGAAGCAGGAGUUCUCCCUGCUGCCCCUGGUGGAACCCACCAUCACGGCCAACUUCAGCCUCUUCGCGCCCUUCGGCAGCAGCCCCAUCAACGGCAAGAACCAGCUCAAGGGGGCGUUCGGCAGCGCCGUGCUGGACAGCGUCCCCGACUACUACACCCAGCUGCUCACCAAGAACAACCUGAGCAACCCGCCCACCCCGCCCUCCUCGCUGCCCCCCACCCCACCCCCCUCCGUGCAGCAGAAGAUGGUGAACGGCGUCACCUCCUCGGAGGAGCUGGCCGAGCAGCCCAAGGAGCCGGACCAGGCCCGGGAAGCCGAAGGCCGGAAGGACGCGCCAGCCGUGGAGGUGAAGAGCCUGGACCUGCUGGCAGCCCUGCCCACGCCCCCGCACAACCAGACCGAGGACGUGAGGAUGGAGAGCGAUGAGGAGAGCGACUCCCCCGACAGCAUCGUUCCCGCCUCGUCCCCAGAGAGCGUCCUGGGCGAGGAGCCGCCCCGCUUCCCCCUGCUGGCCGAGGUGAAGCCGGAACUGCCGGAGCGGGUGCUGUCGCCCGUCAUCCCCAUCAUCCCCAGGGCCAGCAUCCCAGUGUUCCCUGACCCAAGGCCCCCCGAGGAGCACGGCGGGAAGGUGGCCCUGGCGCAGGGCGUCGCAUGGGAGAAGGGGAAAGGCAGCGAAGUCUCCGUCAUGCUGACCGUCUCGGCCACAGCUGCUAAGAACCUGAACGGCGUCAUGGUGGCCGUGGCCGAGCUGCUCCGCGUGAAGAUCCCCAGCUCCUACGAGGUGCUGUUCCCCGAGAGCCCGGUGCGGGGCUCCGGGCCUGAGGCCAAGAAGGUGGAGACGGACGGGGCUGGUGGGCUCGGCGGCAAGGCCAGGGCGGCACUGGCAGGGAAAGCCCCCGAUGCUGGCACCGAGUGGCUGAAGCAGUUUGAUGCCAUGCUGCCGGGGUACAGCCUCAAGAACGAGCUGGAUAUCCUGACACUGCUCAAACAGGAGAGCCCGGGCCUGGAGAAGGCCGUGCAGCACUGCUACGUGAACAACGUCUCCAACCUGGACGUGCGUCAGCUCUCCAUCCUGACCCAGGAGCCGUCCCCUCCCCUGUCCCCCCUUGUCCCCUCCCCUGCCAGCCCCGCCGACGGGGACAGGAUCCCAGAGGCACCCCCUGAGGUGGCCCCCGCGCCCCCCUCCCCGCCAGCCCUCUCCCCGCCCUCCAAGGAGGAGGCGGCGCGCUCGCCGCCCAAGCUCAAGCAGCGCUCGCGGCCCCCAGAGGAGGGAGAGGAGCCCCGGCCCCGGCUCAAGAAGUGGAAGGGGGUGCGGUGGAAGCGGCUCCGCUUCCUCAUCACCAUCCAGAAGGGCGGCGCCAAGCAGGACGGCGAGAAGGAGAUCUCCGAGUUCAUCGAGAAGCUGGGCACCACCCUGCGGCCCGAGAAGGUGCCCCGGGAUCUGCGCAAGUGCUGCUUCUGCCACGAGGAGGGGGAUGGUGCCACCGAUGGGCCCGCCCGCCUCCUCAACCUUGACCUGGACCUCUGGGUGCACCUGAACUGCGCCCUGUGGUCCAGUGAGGUGUACGAGACGCAGGGCGGGGCGCUGAUCAACGUGGAGGGGGCACUGCACCGUGGGCUGCUCACCAAGUGCUCCCUGUGCCAGAAGACGGGGGCCACCAACAGCUGCAACCGCAUCCGCUGCCCCAGCGUCUACCACUUCGCCUGCGCCAUCCGGGCCAAGUGCAUGUUCUUCAAGGACAAGACCAUGCUGUGCCCGCUGCACAAGCUCAAAGGCCCCUGCGACCAGGAGCUCAGCACCUUCACCGUCUUCCGGCGCGUCUACAUCGAGCGCGACGAGGUCAAGCAGAUCGCCAGCAUCAUCCAGCGCGGCGAGCGCCUCCACAUGUUCCGCGUGGGCGGCCUGCUCUUCCAUGCCAUCGGCCAGCUGCUGCCCCACCAGAUGGGCGACUUCCACAGCGUCACAGCCCUCUACCCCGUGGGCUUCGAGGCCACCCGCAUCUACUGGAGCCUGCGCACCAACAACCGCCGCUGCUGCUACCGCUGCACCAUCUGCGAGAACAACGGGCGCCCCGAGUUCGUGGUGCAGGUCAUCGAGCAGGGCCUGGAGGACCUGGUCUUCACCGACUCCUCGCCACAGGCCGUCUGGAACCGCAUCAUUGAGCCGGUGGCAGCCAUGAGGAAGGAGGCAGACAUGCUGCGGCUCUUCCCCGAGUACCUGAAGGGCGAGGAGCUCUUUGGCCUCACGGUGCACGCGGUGCUGCGCAUCGCCGAGUCCCUGCCUGGCGUGGAGAGCUGCCAGAACUACCUGUUCCGCUAUGGGCGCCACCCGCUGAUGGAGCUGCCGCUCAUGAUCAACCCCACCGGCUGCGCCCGCUCCGAGCCCAAGAUCCUCACCCACUACAAACGGCCCCACACCCUGAACAGCACCAGCAUGUCCAAGGCCUACCAGAGCACCUUCACGGGUGAGACCAACACGCCCUACAGCAAGCAGUUCGUGCACUCCAAGUCCUCGCAGUACCGCCGCCUCAAGACCGAGUGGAAGAACAACGUGUACCUGGCGCGCUCCCGCAUCCAGGGGCUGGGGCUCUACGCUGCCAAGGACCUGGAGAAGCACACCAUGGUCAUCGAGUACAUCGGCACCAUCAUCCGCAACGAGGUGGCCAACCGGCGCGAGAAGAUCUACGAGGAGCAGAACCGAGGAAUCUACAUGUUCCGCAUCAACAAUGAACACGUCAUCGACGCCACGUUGACGGGGGGCCCAGCCAGGUAUAUUAACCACUCGUGCGCCCCGAACUGUGUGGCUGAGGUCGUGACCUUCGACAAGGAAGAUAAGAUUAUCAUCAUCUCCAGCCGCCGGAUUCCCAAAGGGGAGGAGCUGACCUACGACUACCAGUUUGACUUUGAAGACGAUCAGCAUAAAAUCCCCUGCCACUGCGGAGCCUGGAACUGCAGGAAAUGGAUGAACUAGCCGCCACGGGGUCACCAGUCGCAGGCAGCCCCUGCCGCAAGGAGGCCUCUGCUGCGGGUUCUCCUCCCCCUUUGCCAUGCUGGGGGCGGGGGAAGCAGAGAUGGCGUAGGGGAAACGGCCCCAUCUGGAACCCAGGAAGUGAGGUUGGUGCAGGUGGGUCAGCUGAGGCCACUUUCGGUUCCAAAGGCGAGGUGGCUCCAGGGGGCACCGGUCCUCGCUCACACCCAUCGGAUGCUGUCCAACUAACUUCCACAGGGAGGGCGUAUUGAAAAGACCAGGGACCUCGGUUCUCUCCCUAGCCACUCCAGCCCUGCGCGCCUUGGCCCUGGGCCUCUGCUGGCAGGGCGCUGCUCUCCCCGAGUGGGUGGCCGCAGCGCCAUGAGUGGAACUGAUGAACUGGCAACUCAGGGUUUUCUUUGUUUUGCGAGGAGGGCAGGGCCUAUGGCACCAACAAAACCUGCUCUGUCCACCUUGCUCACUGUAAAUAACUGGACGGAUGCAGGGCGAUCGGGGUGCUCCAGCUCGGAGUCCGGGGCAGGGCAGCCGAGGUAUCGGACCCACGGGGAGCUCAGAUCCAGUCUGUUUGUUUAAAAAAAACAAAACAAAACAAAAAAAUGAAUAAUAUUUGCUCGCUAACUUACCAAGGUAACAAAGAGACUCCUUGAGCUUGACAAUCCCAAACCUCCCAGCCCGGCUCUCUGGAGACAGCCAGAGCUCGCUUGGGUUUUGGUUUAUUUCUUGUUCUGUCAACGAAAGCACCGUGAGCAUGUGAAGGAGGCACCAGCUGCUGGAGCAGAGCUGGGGAGAGCCGCGUGCAGAAAAGGGCUCCCCCCUCCCCCCCGAUGGACACAAGGAGCCUCUGCACCCAAACCUACCUCAUUUUAAGUGUUAGAUUCUGCUGUUUUCAAUGUGACCCUCCCUCCGAGCCUGACCACGCGCAACCUUCCUAGUUCCCAAUGAGAACUAGUGGCAGUGGGCGGAGCCUGGGGAGCCCAAGGAGUGGUAGUGGGCGGAGCCUGGGGCCAAGGGAGAUUGUAGCCUUGAGCUCUGACCUGGUUCUGCUUGGAAGGAGAGCCCAUAAAAUAUCCCAGGAUCCCCUCCCCCCACCUGUGGGCCCCGCCCGGUUGGGUGCACAGGAGUGUUCCUGGCGACUCCCCCACCCUGCACAAAGCUGGGCACCCUGCUGCCAGCCGAGGGGCAGGGCCCAGGAGAGGUGGGGGUUCGGGGCUUUAAUUAGAAUGUGCCAAGACCCUGGCCUUGCUUCCACCCACCUUCCCAGCACAGCACAGCGUGGCGGAGAGACCAGGCGUUUGGGUUUGGAGGAGCUGAGCUCCGGGGGGAGCCUCGCUUCAGGCUGAGUUUGCUGCUGCUGCUGCCAUACUCCUGAGUCUGGGGGUGGGGCAGGGGGCCCUGCCUGAGCCACUCUGCUCCCCCACUACCCAGCUCCCCUUUCACUACCAGAACUGCUGCUCUAGGCUGGCCUGAGGAGGCUGUCUGUGUCUGUAAUGUCGGCAUGGUAUGGGGGGUAUUUAUCUAUUUAUACCUUAGCUUGUAUAUAGUAGAACCUUGGGGGGUUCUCUCCUGUGCUCUGCUUGGCUGAGAUUUUGGACUGUGGGGGAGGGGAGAUCUGGG